ACUUUUCGAUUUAGUAGGAUUAAAUCUUUUCCGAAGAUGUGUCCGAAAUUAUUAAUCAAUUGAAAAAAAUACUUUAAAGAUGAACCGAAUGAAGAAGCAUAGAAUCAAAGAAGAGAAAGCGACGACUUCCUCAUCUAGUCGGAGACAGGAGGAGCAUGAUUUGGCGUAUUUCAUUCACGACAGAGUAGAGUUGAUGCAUCAAGUGUUUUCUGUUUUGAAAUCGAAAGAACUCAAGUCUUUGGCCCCUGAGUGCGUCAGACGGUUAUCUAUAGACGAUUUACAGGAGUUAUGUUUGGAAGAACUUCUAGGAAUAAGUUCCAAACGACUAUGCGCUAUCCUGGACGGUGCGGAGCCCCCCUCAGACACAGACUCCUCUAGCCAGUCAGCCGAGCAGUUGGAGACCAUCUCUCUCGACAGCAUAUCAUCCGAUGAUGAGAUACUGAGCCAAGCUAGUGGUAAAAAGAAAAAAGCGCUAACUGGCACGGGCGUGUGCGACGGAUUUGGCCUGGGAGCAUACAUAAGUUCCAACAACAUAAUUGGUGUACAAGCCAGCAACCCCUGGUUUGAUACUACCACCUAA
Messenger RNA from Cydia pomonella (codling moth), 580 nucleotides. RefSeq lists its product as uncharacterized. The transcript is spliced from 3 exons. Bases 80 to 580 code for a protein of 166 amino acids. The record is from RefSeq and is a predicted model, not a curated record. Lineage: Eukaryota; Metazoa; Arthropoda; Insecta; Lepidoptera; Tortricidae.